Protopolystoma xenopodis is the source of this 534-nucleotide messenger RNA. Lineage: Eukaryota; Metazoa; Platyhelminthes; Monogenea; Polystomatidea; Polystomatidae. The record is from the annotation of a GenBank genome assembly.
AUGAGACCAUCUCCAUCGGUCUGCCUACAGAUUGUCGGUACUGAUGCCCUACUCCAACUGGCCCGCGCCCCCGAUCUGGCUCUGCCUCAAAGUUGCCUACGAUCGGGAGGUCAAGACUCAGACUGUGGCCAGCUGGUUGGUCGACUCACAGCCAUGCGCGAAAACCGACCCUCAGACGAGCCAAAUGAGAAUGGCCUAAACGCCACCGUUGUCAAACAGGAUCAUAGUACCCACGCGGACAACCCGAGCACUAACAAUGCAACUUGCAAUCCUGGCAGCCUUUCUGGCUCCGAGGAUUCUGCCUGUCGUCAACUGAUUGGCUCUCGUGGAGGCAUCGCUGGCCUAAUUGGUCUUUUGCGCUCAUCACAUGAACCAGUCGUCAGACUGGCUUGCGCAGCCUUGUCGGCUUUGUGUUUGGCGCCGGGUGGGCAAGCUGUAGUCAGCAAUCAGGACAGAUUGGGAGUGCGCCAGUUCAUGGCGGAUCGACAAAUGGCUAGAACUGGCAAGCAAAGACCAGACGAUCGAGCAACCGGU